UGAGCGUGACAAAGCUGCCAUCUUUCCUCCUCCCAUUAUUGAGUUUACAUUGUUCUCUCAAGCAACAACUUUUAUAUGCAAAGUUUUAAGUUUCUUUUAUAGUUUUGAUCUACUAAAGAGAAAAAAAAAAGUGUACUUUUUCUCUUCAGGGCGUUGCUAAAACUAGUGGGAUCAGUGUUUUUUUUAUUGGGAGUAAAUGGCAACUUUUCAUUCUGUUCAAGAUGCAGUGAAGCUCUUUAACGCUGGUUUAUCUGGAGGAGAACAUCUCAACCAGAGGCAAGAACAGGAGACUAAUCUCUGUCUCUGGAAUCAAGAGGUUAACAAGUUGAAGGAGAUAAUAAAGAAUGCUGAGAUGGCGAAGAUCGAGGCUUUGUUAGAGCUUGAGGAAGCUAAGAAAACGGUUGAGCAUCUCAAUCACAAGCUGAGAAACGAUGAGAAAGGUUUAGAUUUGAGUAGUAGUAGUAGUAGUAAUGUGAGAGAUGUGACUUCAGAGCUAGGUGUUGCUAAAGAAUUGCUUCAAAGAGUAGUUAAAGAGCAGAGUCAUCACGACUUAGAUAGUAAUGUGAUAGUUGUGACUUCUGAGCUAGGCUUUGCUAAGGAAUCACUUCAUAGAGUAGCUGAAGAGGAGAGUGAAUUAAGUAAAUUAAUGAAGUCUCUUAAGCUCGAGCUUGAAAACGUGAAGAAAGAACAUUCUCAGCUUAUAGAGAAAGAGAAAGAGCAAAGAGAAAGAGACCAAGCCGUCGAGGAGCUGAGGAAGGAAGCUGAAGAUGCAAAGAGGGAGCUCUUGAUGUUAGAGGAAGAGCUCAAGGAAGCAGAAGAAGCCAAAGCAAAAGCUGCAGAGGAGGAAUGUGUAAACGUUCACGAAAGUGGUGGUGGUGGAUUAACAGAGACGGAAGUGUUGAGAGCAUGCAGAGACGAAACGCUGAAGAAACUAGAGAUGAGCGAGAAGGAGAUUGAAGAUAUAAAAGCGGCAACGCAGGAGGCGUUGAAGAAAGCAGAGAUGGCUGAGGAAGCAACAAUUGUGGUGGAGGCAGAGCUUAAAAGACGGCGUAAAGCAGCUAGUAGGAUCAUGGCAGAAUCCAAAAUGUGUGCUAAUAAGUCGUUUCCCUCUGCAAAGGAAGUGCACAAGUCCAAAACGAGAUCCAAAGAGACUUGUUUGGUCAAGUGUUAGGGAAAAGGAUCUGUGGUCUCUUUUGAAAUUUGUGACAUUCUGUAUUAACUCAUAAUUAGAAGAAAUAAGUGUCACUCUUUUGUUCAAAGUUGGUAGCUUUUAAUAAUGUUUGUGAUAUUGUGUAAACAUUCAGUAUCAUCAUCGCAUAAACUAACCA
Messenger RNA from Raphanus sativus (radish), 1328 nucleotides. RefSeq names its product WEB family protein At3g13190. The record is from RefSeq and is a predicted model, not a curated record. The transcript is spliced from 2 exons. Bases 197 to 1171 code for a protein of 324 amino acids. Lineage: Eukaryota; Viridiplantae; Streptophyta; Magnoliopsida; Brassicales; Brassicaceae.